Messenger RNA from Oryza sativa Japonica Group (Japanese rice), 2242 nucleotides. Its product is annotated as galactoside 2-alpha-L-fucosyltransferase. The record is from RefSeq and is a predicted model, not a curated record. Gene Ontology annotation, molecular function: galactoside 2-alpha-L-fucosyltransferase activity. NCBI's taxonomy places the organism in Eukaryota, Viridiplantae, Streptophyta, Magnoliopsida, Poales, Poaceae. Gene Ontology annotation, cellular component: membrane; Golgi apparatus. Gene Ontology annotation, biological process: cell wall biogenesis; xyloglucan biosynthetic process.
CGAGGUCGCUCCGCCCCCCGCCCCUUUCACCGACGACGUUGCCACCGUGCCGUCACGUCGUCUCCUCUCCUCCGAUCCAAACCCCAACUUUUUUUUUGAGUUUUUUCGCCCCGAAAACCCAGCAAAAAUUCAAAGCCCCCUGUGUGCGGGUGGGUGGGUCCCACCUCGUCGCAUGAAUCCGCCCCGUUUCUAUUUGAGCCGAAGAAGUGGCUUUCCUCGUUGCCUUGGCCUCUGAUUGCGUUGCGCCUUUCGUCGUGCCACGGCGUAACGCCACGCGAAGCUUUUUUGACCUCGCGCUUUUCCACCGCGAACCCGAGGGGCUCGCGCGGGCUUUCCACAAUCCGCAUGGACCUCAAGGAGCGGAUCCGCCGCUCGCCGACGCCUCCGACGCAGGGGGAGGAGCUACUGGCGGCGUCGCCGGCCGGGCCGCGCGGCGGGAGGAAGGGACGGGCGGUGGUGCUGCCGCUGUCAGCCGCGGCGCUCGUGGCGUGCGCGGUCGUCCUGCUCCUGCUCGCCGGGGGCUCCGCGGCGCGGAGGGGACAGUUCGUCGGCGCUGAUCCUACCGUCCUCCCAUCACGGGGCGGUGGCGUUGGCGACUUGCACCUGUCCCAGUCGAAAUCGAACGAUGGAGAAAAUGUCACUAUAGCAUCUUCGGAAGUUGUCAACGACAAACUACUGGGUGGUUUGUUAACUACUGGAUUUGAUGAACAAUCAUGUCUAAGCAGAUAUCAAUCUGUACUAUACCGUAAAGCAUCAUCCCAUUUUCCAUCUGCAUAUCUUCUGGAGAGACUAAGGGAACAUGAGGCACUUCAAAAGAAGUGUGGUCCACAUACUGAAUCAUACAAGAAAGCUAUUGAGCAGCUAAAGGCUGGACAGGGGGCUAAGGUUAUGGAGUGCAACUAUUUGGUAUGGGUAGCUUACAGUGGUCUGGGGAACAGGAUCUUGACAAUGGCUUCAGCAUUCCUGUAUGCUAUCCUCACUAGAAGAGUUUUACUUGUCGACAGUGAUAAAGGCACUGCAGAUCUUUUCUGUGAACCAUUCCCUGAAACAUCAUGGUUACUACCGCCAAAAUUCCCUAUUAAGCAGUUCAAGAAUUUCAGUAAUGGUUCUCCUGAGAGUUAUGGAAACAUGCUGAAAAACAAAGCUAUUCGUUCUAACCCUGCUUUUCUUUAUCUUCAUAUGGCUCAUGAUUACAGUGACUAUGAUAAGCUAUUUUUCUGUGAAGAUAAUCAGCAAUAUCUUCGAAAUAUCCCAUGGCUGAUCCUAAAAUCAGAUAAUUACUUUGUACCAUCACUUUUCCUGAUUCCAGCAUAUCAAGAGGAACUCACAAGGCUUUUCCCUCAGAGAGAUUCCGUUUUCCAUCACUUGGGACGUUACUUGUUUCACCCUAGCAAUGUUGUGUGGGGCAUGGUCACAAGGUAUUAUGAUUCUUAUCUAGCCAGAGCUGAUGAAAGGCUGGGUAUCCAGAUCAGAGUCUUUGAUCCUGAACCAGGACCAUUUCAGCACGUCUUGGAUCAGGUUCUUGCAUGCACGCUAAAGGAAAACCUAUUGCCAGCAAUCAACAGUAAACAGCCAAUUGUCUCAACAAGGCAUUCUAGAUUAAAAUCUGUCCUAAUCACUUCUCUGAAUUCAGGAUACUAUGAGAAGAUCAGAAGCAUGUACUGGGAACAUCCAACCACGAACGGUGAGAUGAUCAGCUUCCACCAGCCAAGCCAUGAGGAACAUCAGAACUCAGACAAGAAAAUGCAUAACAUGAAAGCAUGGGCUGAGAUUUAUCUGUUAAGCUUAUCUGAUGUUAUGGUCACCAGUGCUUGGUCAACCUUUGGGUAUGUUGCUCAGGGUCUCAGUGGUUUGAGGCCAUGGCUAUUAUUCAAGCCCGAAAACCGCAUCGCACCUGAUCCACCUUGCCGUCAAGUUUUGUCCAUGGAACCUUGCUUUCAUGCUCCACCUUUCUAUGAUUGCAAAGCAAAGAGGGGAGCUGAUACUGGAAAGUUUGUCCCAUAUGUAAGUCAUUGCGAAGAUAUGAGCUGGGGGCUUAAGCUAGUCGAUCAGAGUGAGUGGUAGAUGUAGUGUCCUUUAUUUUGUUCAGUUCAUAUAUGUACAGUAUGUGCCAUUUUUUUUAUGAUAUAGGUUACCUUGUAUCUAAGUUAUAGGAAAGCCAUUUUUGACAUGGUUAACACAAAUGCAGUGGUUUGAACCACUGCAUUUGUAUACAUAAUCCCAGUGAUGUUCUUGUGAGAAA